This is a messenger RNA of Pogona vitticeps (central bearded dragon), 1588 nucleotides long. RefSeq names its product aquaporin 1 (Colton blood group) (gene AQP1). Gene Ontology annotation, biological process: renal water transport; carbon dioxide transmembrane transport; hyperosmotic response. NCBI's taxonomy places the organism in Eukaryota, Metazoa, Chordata, Lepidosauria, Squamata, Agamidae. Gene Ontology annotation, cellular component: membrane. The record is from RefSeq and is a predicted model, not a curated record. Gene Ontology annotation, molecular function: carbon dioxide transmembrane transporter activity; ammonium channel activity; water channel activity.
AGCAACAGGAGCAGCGCAGAGAGACCGGAGUUUGCAAGGAAGGAUGGAGGAGUGGAAGUUCUCGGGCGGGGAAAGCCAGGGAAGGAGGGGGAGAGGGAGAAAAAAAAUUGGCAGGCAUGUAGUGGUGCCUUACAUCAGUAUAGGAGUCAGCAUCUCUGCUGAUGUUCUUUCCUCUCUCUCUCUCUCUCUCUGUGUUACAACACCCCUUCCCUCCUCCAGACCACCCAAAACCCUAUAAAUAAUCGGAGCGCUCGGCUUCUUUCUCAGACUCCUGGCUCUUCAGCAAAGAGGCUUGUGGAGAAGGGCAGGUGGUGGGUGAUAAGAGGAAGGGCGAGAGAGAGAAAGAAGCAGAAGAAGACCGAGGAGCCAGCCGGAGGAGACCAAAGGAGGAAAGAAAGAAAAAAAAGGGCACGAAACCCAGAAGCCAUGGCGAGCGAAUUUAAGAAAAUGGCCUUCUGGCGUGCCGUGGUGGCCGAGUUCUUCGCCAUGAGCCUCUUCAUCUUCAUCAGCAUCGGCUGCGCCUUGGGCUUCCAGUUCCCUGUGUCAGCGAACAAGACCACGACGCCGGUGCAAGACAACGUGAAGGUGUCGCUGGCCUUCGGCCUCUCCAUCGCCACCAUGGCCCAAAGCGUCGGCCACAUCAGCGGGGCCCACUUGAACCCCGCCGUGACCCUGGGCCUUCUGCUCAGCUGCCAGAUCAGCAUCCUGAGGGCCGUGAUGUAUACCAUCGCCCAGUGUCUGGGGGCUGUGGUGGCCACGGCCAUCCUUUCCGGCAUCACCUCGUCUUUGCCGAACAACUCCCUAGGGCUGAACGCGCUGGCUGAAGGAGUCAAUUCAGGACAAGGUCUCGGCAUUGAAAUCAUUGCCACUUUGCAGCUGGUGCUCUGUGUGCUUGCCACCACAGACAGGAGGAGGACCGACGUCUCCGGAUCGGCCCCACUGGCCAUUGGCCUUUCUGUGGCCUUGGGGCACCUUCUCGCUAUUGACUACACCGGUUGCGGAAUCAACCCUGCCAGAUCAUUUGGAUCCGCUGUGGUUGUGGGAGAUUUUAAGAACCACUGGAUUUUCUGGGUUGGCCCCAUCCUUGGAGGCGUCAGUGCCGCCCUGGUCUACGACUUCAUCCUGGCUCCACGAAGCUGUGACGUCACUGACCGCAUGAAAGUCUGGACCAGUGGCCAGCUGAACAGGGCUUGAAUGACUAAUAUGGGAGCAUCAACGCUUGUCCCUCAUUGAAACCUGUUCACACGUUCAAGUGUUCGGAACCAAACACGGAUGGAGAACUCGAGUGUCCUGGAGGCGUAGACGGCGUCCAAUCUGUGUACCAUUUCUGACCAGCGUGGGGGGGGGGGGUCACUCCGUGAAAUUAUUUUUUGGGGGAAUGCUCCUCUCCUUGUUCAACCCACCAGCCGCAAGUGCUUUGUGUUGUACUUAUUUUUAAAGCCCGUACAUACUUUAAUUCACUCAAUCUGUUACAGAAAUGAUAGCUGAUGUCUUCUGUCGUUUAUGAAUCCAUAAAGGGUCCAGAUAACCGGGUGUAAACAUUUUCAGCUCUGUGUGAAGACCAAUAAAGGAAGCAAGAAGAAAACUC